AGGCCAUGGAACUUCCGCUUUGGACGGAGAGCAGCAGGCUCCGAGCUCCUGGCCCCACUGCUGCCCAGCCCAGAGGCCUCGCCGGACACCGGUUCCCAGGAGGCAGCAGACUGUGGUGAUGAAGAGCCCAAGGGGCCGAGUCCUGGCACUGCUGCCACUGCUGCUCCUGGGUCUGCUUGAUGCUUCCCAGGCUCAGAGCAGCUGCACUGGGCACCCAGCCAUCCCUGGAACCCCGGGCAUCCCAGGGUUACCCGGCUCUGAUGGCCAACCUGGGACCCCAGGGAUAAAGGGAGAGAAAGGACUCCCAGGACUAGCUGGAGACCACGGCGAGUUUGGAGAGAAGGGGGACCCAGGGAUUCCGGGGAAUCCAGGAAAAGUGGGUCCCAAGGGCCCAGCUGGCCCUAAAGGUGCCCCAGGAGCUCCCGGAGCCCCCGGCCCCAAGGGUGAAUCGGGCGACUACAAAGCCACGCAGAAGAUCGCCUUCUCGGCCCUGCGGACCACCCACGCCGCCCCGCGCCGCGACCUGCCCAUCCGCUUCGAGCAGGUCAUCACCAACGAGGAACGCAGCUACCAGCCUCGCAGCGGCAAGUUCACGUGCUCCGUGCCCGGCCUCUACUAUUUCACCUAUCAUGCCAGCUCUCGCGGGAACCUGUGCGUGAACAUCCUGCGGGGCCGGGAGAAGCCACGGCACGUGCUCACCUUCUGCGACUACUCCUACAACACCUUCCAGGUCACCACGGGCGGCGUGGUCCUCAAGCUGGAACUGGACGAGGAAGUCUACCUGCAGACCAACGACAAGAACAACCUGCUGGCCAUGGAGGGGGCCAACAGCAUCUUCUCUGGGUUCCUGCUCUUCCCAGAUGCUGAAGCGUGACUCCAGGGGGGAAGGGCAGGCUGAGCCACAUCCACCCCGCCCCGCCCCGCCCCUGCCGGCCACGCUCCCUCCCCCCAGCUCCC
Molecule: messenger RNA, 957 nt
Organism: Lepus europaeus (European hare)
Lineage: Eukaryota; Metazoa; Chordata; Mammalia; Lagomorpha; Leporidae
Gene: C1QB
Product: complement C1q B chain
Exons: 3
Coding region: 119-874 (251 amino acids)
Molecular function (GO): protein binding
Source: RefSeq, a predicted model, not a curated record